Molecule: messenger RNA, 2013 nt
Organism: Daucus carota subsp. sativus
Lineage: Eukaryota; Viridiplantae; Streptophyta; Magnoliopsida; Apiales; Apiaceae
Product: cytochrome P450 734A1
Exons: 5
Coding region: 156-1751 (531 amino acids)
Biological process (GO): brassinosteroid metabolic process; brassinosteroid homeostasis
Molecular function (GO): iron ion binding; oxidoreductase activity, acting on paired donors, with incorporation or reduction of molecular oxygen; heme binding
Source: RefSeq, a predicted model, not a curated record
UUGCUGCUUGUUGCACUAUAAAUAGUAGUACAAGUCACACCACCAAAGCAGUUAGUUAUUAACAAGAGAAAGGAGAAGAAGAUCACAAGAAUAUACACAUACACACACUUAUAUAUAUAAGGGCGGCCUAGAGAUAUAUAAUAGAAUUCGAAGCCAUGAUGAUGGAUGGGUUUUACCACAAGAGCUGGUGCUGGUUUGUUAUGUGUAUUAUGGUGAUAUAUUUUGUGGUAAAGAUUAUGGUUAUAAGGCUAUGGUGGAGACCGAGAAAGAUAGAACAACAUUUCAGUAACCAAGGAAUCAAAGGCCCCUCGUAUCAUUUCUUCAUUGGCAAUGCUAAAGAAAUUGGUAGCCUUAUGUUCAAGGCCUCUUCCAUGUCUUUUCCUCCUUUCUCCCACAAUAUACUCCCCAGAGUUCUCUCUUUCUACCACCAUUGGAAGAAAAUCUAUGGACCAACAUUUCUGGUGUGGUUCGGUUCGACAGUUCGGCUGACAGUAGCUGAUCCAGAUCUUAUUAGGGAAAUUUUCUGCUCAAAGGCUGAACUCUACGAAAAAAUAGAGGCGCACCCACUUAUGAAACAGGUUGAAGGUGAAGGCCUGCUGAGCCUUAAUGGCCAUAAAUGGGCUCACCACCGGAAAAUCAUUGCCCCCACCUUCCAUAUGGAAAAUCUCAAGUUAUUGAUACCGGCAGCAUUAAGCAGUGUGACGGAAAUGUUGGAGAACUGGUUACCAGAAUUGUCUAAGUCUGGAGAGGACGAAGUGGAAAUAGAAGUAUCAAAGUGGUACCAAACCUUAACAGAAAAGAUAGUCACCAGAACUGCCUUUGGCCCGAGUUAUGAAGAUGGCAGCACCAUUUUCGAACUUCAAGCUCAACAAAUGGCGUUAGCAUCCCAGGCAUUUCAGAAAGUUUUCAUUCCUGGCUACAGAUUUCUACCCACGGAGACGAAUCUUAAGUCUAGGAAAUUAGAGAAAGGAAUCAAAAAGUCUCUACUGAGAGUUAUCGAUGCCAGGAGAGCAAAUUGGGAUAAAGAAAUGCUGGAAAAUGGCCCAAAAGAUUUGCUAGGCCUGAUGAUUCAGGCCAGCAUCAAAGAGGAGAAGGAAUCCUUGAUAACAGUCCAUGACAUUGCGGAGGAGUGCAAGAGCUUUUUCUUUGCCGGCGAGCAAACUACCUCCAACUUGCUGACGUGGACUACCAUUUUGCUGGCAAUGCAUCCACAGUGGCAGGUAAUGGCACGUGACGAGGUCCUCCAGGUGUGCGGUUCACAUGACGCACCCACCAAAGAUAACGUUUCCAAGCUUAAGAUGCUGGGAAUGAUUCUAAACGAGACUUUACGACUUUACCCUCCAGUGGUGGCAACCAUCCGAAGGCCAAAAGUAGAUGUGGAACUGGGGGGCUGUAAGGUUCCACGCGGGACUGAGCUAUUAAUACCAAUCUUAGCAGUUCAUCAUGACCAGGCAAUAUGGGGAAAUGACGCAAAUGAGUUCAACCCCGGUCGAUUCUCGGACGGGGUAGCCCGAGCUGCUAAACACCCUGUUGCAUUUAUGCCAUUUAGCAUUGGGGUCCGGACAUGUAUUGGUCAAAAUCUAGCAAUCCUACAAGCUAAAUUAACCCUUGCAACAAUCCUACAAAGAUUCACAUUUAGAUUAUCCCCACAAUAUCAACAUGCACCAACGGUGUUAAUGCUGCUUUAUCCUCAAUAUGGGGCACCAAUCAUCUUUCAACGCCUGUCACAUUCUCGGAUUACCCGUAAUUAAGAUUCGUAAGAAAUUUUGAUACAUAAUAGUGUGGGUGUAUCUAUGCUAGGCUUUCUAUUAAUUCUAAAUAUUAAUUGCAAUUUAGGGGAAAAGGUUAUACAUAAUUUUGUACAUGCCCAAUAUCAGGCAGGUAUAUCUGUGGUGAUUCUAGGAUUCUUGUUGGUAGAUUUGCAGUUAGCUACUUCAGUGUACUUAGCUUUAGAGCAUUUCCUGGAUGUAUGUAUUGUAUAUGUUCUCAAUGACUAGUUUUUCUUUUCCUGAA